CGUAUGUAUACAUAUAUGUGAGAUAAUAUUUAGAGACGAGACUAUUUCCCUAUCUGAGAGAUGUUCCACCGCGGUGAAAACUAUGGAUUAGGAUUGACAAUUGAAUUUGUUGCGUGAACUUAAAAUGAAAAGUAAAGGAUAUUAUCGAUAGAAACGUUCAAAAGAGAAACAAAUAAGACUUUUGGUACAUUUUAUAAAAGAUUUUUUGUUUAUGUCUCAUUUCAGAUUUAUUCAUAAUUGGAAUUUAGUUGUAUUGUCAAUUAUGACUGUCGAAUGUAUUUUUUGUUCUACACAGUGUGUGAAAUAUUGUUGUCCUAGUUGUGAUCGAAUGACUCGUUCGCAGAAGUUCGGACGUUUACUUCAAGUUCUGGAGCGGUGUUCUGAAGGUAUCGUUUAUCACGAUGAGAUUGUUAAUGCUGUACAACGAAUUCGACGAGCAAGUACAUAUUCGUAUGGUAUCAAAUGUAUUUUGUACUGUUUAGAUGGAAUCGAUGAUGUCACCAUUGGAGUUUCGUCCUUAUGGGGUGUUCGAUGAUAGAAUCCAUGUGGUGGAUUUGAUUGCAAAGGAAUAUCUUGAAAAAGCAUCGGCGGACGUACAGCAUCUUAUUCCAGUCGAUGUUGAUGCUGAUGGAAAUUGUUUAUACCAUUCUGUUAUUCUUUUGAUGAAUGAUCCAACACUAACAGCAAGUGAAUUACGAGUUCGCACGAUUAUAGAACUUGUAAUAAAUGAAGCGUUUUAUUCCAAUAUGUACACGCAUCGUGCCGGACUUAUUGAUAUAGCUAUUAAAGCUAUAUGCAAAAAUCGAACAUAUUCGAGAUUGUACGAAAUUUGUGCUUUAUGUAGUGUACUCAAAUGCAAUAUACGAAGUGUCUAUCCAGAAAUUGACUUUAGAGCUGACAUGGCUGUGAUGAAUAGUAUAUAUACACCUAUUCCGCCGAUCAUUGUUAAUUAUGAAGUUGCAAUUUUGUGGUCGAAUGUCUGGAAAGAAAUGCACGUGCGAGCGGUCAAUAAUAAUCUAUGGAGUCCGAAUCAUUUUGUGCCUCUCUUAGCAUCAAUUCAGCAAUAUGAUUUUGAUCAUAGGAAUCAAUUAUUAUUAUCUAAUGUCAAAACUCCUGAAAAGAAAACAUUUAAGAACAAUGCAGCCGCUCAAAUACGCAUGCCUGAAUUUGAAUCUUCUCCCAACAGACGUGUACGUAGCGAUAUCAUUAUUGAAAGUGAACGCACUAAAGCAAUCAGCCCGAUUGCAAUCGAAUAG
Messenger RNA from Adineta steineri, 1256 nucleotides. NCBI's taxonomy places the organism in Eukaryota, Metazoa, Rotifera, Eurotatoria, Adinetida, Adinetidae. The record is from the annotation of a GenBank genome assembly.